GGACGUAGCAGGGCUCCGGGCUAGGCGGUCCCGACGCCGAGGGCGGUCCCUGCGAGGCGGGCGGGCCCCGACCGGCGCUCUGUGUGGCCGCGGCCAUGAAGCCCCGGCCGCCCGGCUAGGUCCCGGGCGGCUCUAGCCCAGGGCGGCCCGCGGGGGGCUGGGCCCGGGCCCGCGGCUCCUCCGCUUCCCUGGCCGUGGGCGGCCGCUCACCAUGCCCGGCAAGCACCAGCACUUCCAGGAACCCGAGGUCGGCUGUUGCGGGAAAUACUUCCUGUUUGGCUUCAACAUUGUCUUCUGGGUGCUGGGAGCCCUGUUCCUGGCCAUCGGCCUCUGGGCCUGGGGCGAGAAGGGCGUUCUCUCCAACAUCUCGGCGCUGACGGACCUGGGAGGCCUUGACCCUGUGUGGCUGUUUGUGGUAGUCGGAGGUGUCAUGUCAGUGCUGGGCUUCGCCGGCUGCAUCGGGGCCCUCCGGGAGAACACCUUCCUGCUCAAGUUUUUUUCUGUGUUCCUUGGCCUCAUCUUCUUCCUGGAGCUGGCAGCAGGGAUCCUGGCCUUUGUCUUCAAGGACUGGAUUCGAGACCAGCUCAACCUCUUCAUCAACAACAACGUCAAGGCCUACCGGGACGACAUUGACCUCCAGAACCUCAUCGACUUUGCUCAGGAAUACUGGUCCUGCUGCGGAGCCCGAGGACCCAACGACUGGAACCUCAAUAUCUAUUUCAACUGCACUGACUUGAACCCCAGCCGGGAGCGCUGCGGGGUGCCCUUCUCCUGCUGCGUCAGGGACCCCGCGGAGGAUGUCGUCAACACCCAGUGUGGCUACGACGUCCGGCUCAAACUGGAGCUGGAGCAGCAGGGCUUCAUCCACACCAAAGGCUGCGUGGGCCAGUUCGAGAAGUGGCUGCAGGACAACCUGAUCGUCGUGGCCGGGGUCUUCGUGGGCAUCGCCCUCCUCCAGAUCUUUGGCAUCUGCCUGGCCCAGAACCUUGUGAGUGACAUCAAGGCGGUGAAGGCCAACUGCCUGGGUCGCUUGCACAUUGGAGCCAACCUUUAAAAUCGGCGUAUUUCACAUAAAGGUCCACAUCCACGGCUUCUCUUGGCCAACGGCCGUCUGGCUGCACGGGCGCUUUGGUGGCAACGCUACCCAGGACUCAAGCUUCCCCGGUCGGUCGAUGGGGGCCCCUGGAGGCUGGUGGAGUCGGGCCCCCCCACUUUGGGGGUUGUUCCCUGCACACACAACAAGAGGCACAGGGACAUGAAGGAUGGAUGGGGAGGCUGAACCCCACCCUGAAGAGGGGGAAGCCUGGAAUGGGUCCAGCCCUUCUGGGGACGGAGGUGGGUGCCAGGGCACCCAGGAGAAUGGCCGGGGGGGUGGGCUGUGGGGGAGCCUGCGUGUGGUGGGGGCUGUGGACGGCCGACUCCUGGGACUCAAGCUCCAGAGCUGCCCGCAGCCGCAGAGCCGCCCGGCGGCCACCAGAGGGCGCGCCCGCCCCUCCCGCCGCAGCCCGCCCUGCAGGGCCCUGCCCGCCCUGCGCACUGGCGCUGGGGUUGGGGAUUGGGAAAUUCCUCGAGAGCGACUUCAGCUCUGCCUCUCAACAGCUGCAGGAGGGGGUGUGUGUGCGGGGUGACCCGGCGCCCCUGGCUGGGCUGUGCAGAGGUCUGCAGCGCGGGUGCCCAGGCCCAGGUGUGCGCGUGGGGCAGGGGGCCUUGGAGUGGUGGCCGCUUGUCUGCCACCUUCCUGCUGUUGCUGGGGAGAGGAGCAGCGUCUGCACAAGCUGGCGGAGUAUGGCCACUCGCCGUGAGAGCUGGGUGUGGGGGCAGCCAAGCACAGAUCCCACCUGAAGGUGGCGGCUGCCGCGGUCCGUGGUAGCUCGUUGCUGUGAGGUUGGAACACAGGUCUGAUGUCAGCAAUCUGGAGAAGCCAGGAAGACAGAUUUCCAUGUGAAAUAUUCCGAUUUUUAAGUUGUUGGCAACUGACUCUGUAAACCAAAGGGUGUAGGGUCUGGCUUUGGCCCCUGUGCCCCGAUAGCCCCCUCUGGGACAGCCACCCGUGGCGGGGGCCCUGGCUGCUCUGCAUUCAGGGUUCCAGGUGCUGUCCCCGCUGGGCAGGUGUGGGGCCUUUCUUUCCCUGUGCCCUGGCUCCCGGCAUCAGCUGCACAGUGUCCUGGGGCCUCUGGCAGGCACUGGUUGCGGGUGGUUUACACGUGGCGACAAUAAAUUCAGCUCACAAUGUUGUG
This is a messenger RNA of Microcebus murinus (gray mouse lemur), 2237 nucleotides long. It is a transcript of the gene TSPAN17, whose product is annotated as tetraspanin 17. The record is from RefSeq and is a predicted model, not a curated record. Gene Ontology annotation, cellular component: plasma membrane. Lineage: Eukaryota; Metazoa; Chordata; Mammalia; Primates; Cheirogaleidae.